CAGGCACAACAUGGACAAGGCAGGUGUGCCACAGACUGGCACUUCUCUUGCCCACAGAAGUUUAUGCCAUGCUGAAAUCUCAAACCGGGCUUCUCUGGCUUGCUACAGUGGCUGAUUGACACAUACGUGUGUGCAGCUCUCUUAUACAGGGGUGGACUUAAGUUUGAGAAUCCUGACAUUUUUGGACCGUGACAGCACUUGGUGUGGUGUUUCAAGCUGUAUUUUAGCUUAAAAAAAAAAAAAAAGAAAAGAAAAAUACUGAGAGCUUGAAGUAAUGUAGGAAAUCAUUGUAUAAAUCAAAGGGCAGGGUUUUUUUUAAAGUCCCAAAUCUAAUAAAAACGUAAGAAUAAGGGCUUCUGCAACUAAAAAUCCUCCCUGCUCUUUACCCGGGGAAACAAAGUCCUCCAAAUGUGAAACGGCAGGCCCCUUGGCAUAUUCUCAGAGAGGUGUGAUAGAAGGGGUGAGGUUGGUGUGAAUGUUGUUGUAUUUCCUGGCUUUUGCACUUUCUGCAUUGCAGCUGAAGCAUGCUGUCAGCAGGGAACUUUUGAGAAGGACUCUGAACUAACCCACCCCUUCGGGAAAAGACUAGCUUCAGCCAGGAAUUCUGGCCCAUGUCGGAGAGACGAGAGGAAGAGCUUUGUUACUAGCUUGUGUUUGAUCUCGGCAGCUUUUUUGCUGCUCGCAGGAGCCUGCUAAUGAUACUUGUGGAAGGUAAAGGGGCCCAUGAUGUUAUACAGAGAGGAGCCGGGUGCCAUUUAACUUAGUUCUGGGGACAGAAAAUGCGUCCCUGCUGGUUCUUCAUUCAGCAUCUGUGCAGCCACGUUCUAUUGAUGGCCUGUUGUGAUUUCAAUGGAACAUCAUGGGAUGUACCUGGCACGUCGGGCAGCACUGGAUGGAGGUGCCUUUAGCCCAAUGUACCUGGCAUGGUGGUAAAGCGAAGGUGAAAGGAAGAGAAGGUGGAGAUGGAACUGCCAAAUCAUGCCAAACAACUGCUACUGCAGCUGAAUCAGCAACGAGCCAAAGGUUUCCUCUGUGACGUGAUCAUAGUGGUAGAAAAUGCCCUGUUUCGUGCCCACAAGAACAUCCUGGCAGCCAGCAGCAUGUACUUCAAAUCCCUCGUCCUGCAUGACAACCUAAUUAACUUAGACACGGACAUGGUGAACCCCACUGUGUUCCGACAGAUCUUGGACUUUAUUUAUACUGGGAAGCUCUUAACGACUGACCAGCCCGGUGAACAGAACUUUAAUGCUCUCCUCACCGCAGCAAGCUACCUCCAACUGCACGACCUGGCAGCUCUCUGCAGAAAGAAGCUGAAGCGGAACGGGAAAUCUUUCGCUGGCAGGGCCGGCGGCCUCGGUGUUGGGAGACCUGCCAGGAGCCAGAGACUUUCCACGGCAUCGGUCAUCCAAACUCGUUAUUCAGGGUCGACUGAGGGGAUGAAGGGCUCGCACUCAAAGGAGCUGUCAAAGGGAAAGGUCUCUGAUGAUGAGGUCUUCAUUAGCAGCUCCAACCAAGAAAACUCUCACUCCUUAAGCAGGGGAGCCAGCAAGAAUGGUAGCGGCAGCAGUGGCAGUGCAAAUGGGAGCACUGGCGACCAGGAGCUAGGCCUCGAUCUGUCCAAAAAAAGCCCGUCGCUACCUGCCGCAGCCUCCCAGGAUGACAUGCAGCACAGCGAAAGCCAGCAUGGCUCUCCCCAAUCUGCCUCAGCCCCCGCAGCCAACAGUGCCUCAUCAUUCGACGAGUCUGCAGUCGGAGUCCCCCAGAGCACAGCAGACAGCAGCGAACCCAUAGACAUGGAUGUGGGCGAGGAGAGCCACUCCUUGUCGGAGAGUGGCCAGCGCAAGAGCCUCAGGCACUCGGCUCGCAAGAAGGAGUGGAUCAAGAGAGACAACACCUUCGACCGCAAGGAUGGGGGCAAAGACCGAGAGGAGGGGGACGGGCUGCCCAAUGGCAUCCUGAUGGGUCCCUUGUCCAAGUCAGCAGAGCGGAGCCUGGGUGGUGCCUACGGCCCAGAGCUACCAUUCCAGUGUAAAGAGGAGGUGGAGAACGGCAAGGAGAACAGCGAUGACAGCUGCCAGAGCGAGAGCGAGAGCGGUGGGCACACGAGUGCCAACUACAUCUACCGGCAGGAAGGGUUUGAGCCGGUUGCCUAUGGUGACAACCUGUAUGUCUGCAUCCCCUGUGGAAAGGGCUUCCCCAGCUCUGAGCAGCUCAACGCCCAUGUGGAGACGCACACCGAGGAAGACCUUUACAUCAAGGAGGAAGGCACGUACGGCGGCAAGGAGGAGGCUGAGGAUUUGUCCAACCCCAACCAGCCCUACGGCGCAGAGUCCCGACCCUUUAAGUGUUCGGUGUGUGAGAAGAGCUACAAGGAUCCAGCCACUCUGCGACAGCAUGAGAAGACUCACUGGCUGACGCGGCCCUUCCCUUGCAACAUCUGCGGCAAAAUGUUCACACAGCGGGGCACCAUGACACGACACAUGCGCAGCCACUUAGGGCUCAAGCCCUUUGCUUGUGAGGAAUGCGGGAUGCGCUUUACCCGGCAGUACCGACUGACAGAGCAUAUGCGUGUCCACUCAGGAGAAAAACCCUACGAAUGUCAACUGUGUGGUGGGAAGUUCACCCAGCAGCGCAAUCUGAUCAGCCACCUGCGAAUGCAUACCUCUCCCACAUAAGCCAAAGACUCCAGAAUGAGCUUCGAGCCCAUCCGCAGUGAUUUACCUUUCUGUAGACUUGCUGCUUAAAAAGGGCAACUCCCCUCCUCUGUUCAGUCACGGGCGGCCUCAAUAAACGUAGCUUUAAUAUUUUUAAAAAAAGAAACGAGGUCCACAGCAGAGCUGAUGCUACUUGCAGAGCAGCCCUUCCCCCUUCCACUUUUCCUGAAUGUCAGUGGUCUGGUAAGAAAUGCCUCUUAUUUGGUGGGUGUUGCUCUGUUGACUCCAGCCAGGUAAGAGGAGAGGGGUCUCCUCCUUCUUGGAUGGAGAGAGAUUUCAUCUCCUGGAGAGAAGUCAGAUCGGUGCUGAUGAAACAGGCGCUCUCAGCCCUCUCUUUGCACUUCCGCAGUGCUUCACAGCCCUUAAACCCAGUGUUAUUUCUUGCCCAGACAAGGGCUGCCAGUGGAAACUGUCAUCCACUGGCUACCGUCUGUUUUCCUUUUCUGUGACCAUUUUGUUAAUAACCAGGCUCAAUAAGGGCAUUUCUUGCCACUGAAAGAAAUAAAUGUGUAGUCUUUGUUGUAGCCCAAGUGGCUACAAACCGAUGUAGCAUUUGCCUCUGGUACAACCUGUGCAGAAGCUGUGGCUGUGGACUGACUGUAACAGGGCUGGCGGCCCCUUUACAUUCUGUGGGAAGCCGUGAUGGUGGUGGGAGCUGUCGUCUUAUCCCAUGGGCUAGCGAUGGCAAAAGCAGCCUACCUAGGUGUGUGCCAAGUCGAGUGUCUCAGUUAAGGAGAUGGCAACACUUCCUGUUUCUUUUUGGGUUCAAUCCUUAACCUUGGCAUGCUCAACCACAUGCCAUCCCCUGUCCCUCCCCAAGCAUACACCUCUUCAGCCUUACCCAUGACUGAACAGGGAUUUGGAUGGCCCUGGGAAUUUCUUUCAGUGAGCAGGGGGUCGUCUUUACUUUUCUAGUAGUUUCGUAUGAAUAUUCUUUGCUUAGAGGUACUUGUUUUAUUAAAGGAAAAACCAUUGUAACGUU
This is a messenger RNA of Alligator mississippiensis (American alligator), 3696 nucleotides long. It is a transcript of the gene HIC2, whose product is annotated as HIC ZBTB transcriptional repressor 2. The record is from RefSeq and is a predicted model, not a curated record. NCBI's taxonomy places the organism in Eukaryota, Metazoa, Chordata, Crocodylia, Alligatoridae. Bases 963 to 2675 code for a protein of 570 amino acids. Gene Ontology annotation, cellular component: nucleus. Gene Ontology annotation, biological process: regulation of transcription by RNA polymerase II. The transcript is spliced from 4 exons. Gene Ontology annotation, molecular function: protein binding; DNA-binding transcription factor activity, RNA polymerase II-specific; RNA polymerase II cis-regulatory region sequence-specific DNA binding.